CUCUCCCGAGGCCGCGAUCGGAAGGUUCCGCGGAAGAAAGAGCUGUGGCACCGUCCCUUUCUCGAACAGCCGGUCUCGUUUCGAUGGCGAAGGCGCGGAGGCACGCCCCGGACCGCCUCCUCGGCUGCACGCACGAAGGUCACGUGGCGGGGGCGGACUUCCCCGACCUCGCCGAGGACGAGGUGUUCUGGUCCUCGGACUACGGCUCAGCUGCCGGCGAGUCGAGCUGGCGCCGGUCCGAUUUCAACAGGGCUCGCCCAUGGGCCGCCCGUCGAGAGGGCGGACUCUCUCUCGCCUUCGAGGACGGAUGCAUGCCACGACGGAGCGCCGCGUCGGCUGCCUCGGCGCCGGUGGAGGUCCCCGUCUGGCCCAAGUUCCUCCAGGCCGAGCCUGACGCGCCGGUCGGGCUGUUCGACCGGGAGGUGGAGGAGGAGACAAGAGACGGAGGGUGGGUGCCGCCGCACGAGUACUUGGCGAGGGAGAAGGGGAGGAGCGUGGCGACGUCGGUGCUCGAAGGGGCCGGCCGCACGCUCAAGGGCCGGGACAUGAGCCGCGUUCGGGACGCCGUUUGGAGUCGGACCGGAUUCUUUGGUUGAAAUCCAAACCCGAAACGUUUUGUGUCUGUAUUGGGCCCUUUGAUGACUUGUUAAUAGUUCCUGUUAUAUUAUUCGUGCAAUAAUUAGAAAGCCUACAGUGAUUGUUACAGCCAA
Molecule: messenger RNA, 710 nt
Organism: Musa acuminata AAA Group (dessert banana)
Lineage: Eukaryota; Viridiplantae; Streptophyta; Magnoliopsida; Zingiberales; Musaceae
Product: protein S40-6-like
Exons: 1
Coding region: 84-596 (170 amino acids)
Source: RefSeq, a predicted model, not a curated record